This is a messenger RNA of Puma concolor (puma), 690 nucleotides long. It is a transcript of the gene CLDN10, whose product is annotated as claudin 10. Gene Ontology annotation, cellular component: bicellular tight junction; membrane. Gene Ontology annotation, molecular function: structural molecule activity. NCBI's taxonomy places the organism in Eukaryota, Metazoa, Chordata, Mammalia, Carnivora, Felidae. The record is from RefSeq and is a predicted model, not a curated record.
AUGUCCAGGGCGCAGAUCUCAGCUCUGGUGUUUGGCGUCGGAGGGUUUGGAGCUCUUGUCGCGGCCACCGCGUCCAAUGAAUGGAAAGUGACCACCCGAGCAUCAUCGGUGAUAACCGCCACUUGGGUUUACCAGGGUCUGUGGAUGAACUGCGCAGGUAACGCGUUGGGUUCUUUCCAUUGCCGACCACACUUUACUAUCUUCAAAGUAGAAGGUUAUAUCCAGGCAUGUAGAGGACUUAUGAUUGCCGCUGUCAGUCUGGGCUUUUUUGGUUCCAUAUUUGCCCUGUUUGGAAUGAAGUGUACCAAAGUCGGAGGCUCAGAUAAAGCCAAAGCUAAAAUUGCUUGUUUGGCUGGAAUUGUAUUCAUACUGUCAGGGUUGUGCUCAAUGACCGGUUGUUCCCUCUACGCAAACAAAAUCACAACGGAAUUCUUUGAUCCUCUCUAUGUUGAGCAGAAGUAUGAAUUAGGAGCUGCUCUGUUUAUUGGAUGGGCGGGAGCCUCACUCUGCAUAAUUGGUGGUGUCAUAUUUUGCUUUUCAAUAUCUGACAACAACAAAACACCCAGAAUGGGAUACGCAUACAACGGGGCCACAUCUGUCAUGUCUUCUCGGACGAAAUAUCCUGGCGCAGGAGGAGAUCUUAAAACCACAAACCCUUCAAAACAGUUUGAUAAAAACGCUUAUGUCUGA